Messenger RNA from Phacochoerus africanus (Common warthog), 756 nucleotides. RefSeq names its product 40S ribosomal protein S25-like. Gene Ontology annotation, molecular function: structural constituent of ribosome. The record is from RefSeq and is a predicted model, not a curated record. Gene Ontology annotation, cellular component: cytosolic small ribosomal subunit. The coding region runs from base 341 to 718 and encodes 125 amino acids. The transcript has a single exon. NCBI's taxonomy places the organism in Eukaryota, Metazoa, Chordata, Mammalia, Artiodactyla, Suidae.
AUCUAGGUCAAGGGACUGAGGGAUGUGAGAUAAGAGAGGUUUUCUUUUGCACUGUCCCAUUCAUCAUAGUAGGAAAAAAAGAGACCAAGGGCAUCAGAUGCUCUGUCCAGAAGGAAAAAUUAUACAAAAGGUUCAUGCCUUCUGUUUUUGUAUCUCUUGAGUAAUAGAAUAAUAGGGUGGAGGAACUGGAAAAACCCCAAAUGUGGGGGAUCUGGCCCUUUCCCAUCAUGCUCCGGGUGGGUGUUGAAAGUAGAGGUACCAUUCACUGCAGAAUGCUCCCCUUUUCUGUCCGACAUCUUAGCAAGGAGGCACUUCUGGCAGCUGCUUUCCCAGCUUCGAGAUGCUGCCCAAGGAUGACAAGAAGAAGAAAGAUGCCAGAAAGUCGGCCAAGAAAGACAAAGACCCAGUAAACAAAUCUGGGGGCAAGGCCAAAAAGAAGAAGUUGUCCAAAGGCAAAGUUCGGAACAAGCUCAAUAACCUAGUCUUGUCUGACAAAGUGACAUAUGACAAACUCUGUAAAGAAGUUCCCAACUAUAAGGUUAUAACUCCAGCUAUUGUCUCUGAGAGACUGGAGAUUCAUGGUUCUCUGGCCAGGGCAGCCCUUCAGGAGUUCCUGAGCAAAGGACUUAUUAAACUGGUUUCAAAGCACAGAGCUCAAAUAAUUUACAUCUGGAAUAGCAAGGGUGGAGAUGCCCCAGCUGCUGGAGAAGAUGCAUAAACAGGCCCUACCAACUGUACACUGUAUAUUUUGAAAAA